Molecule: messenger RNA, 2627 nt
Organism: Coccidioides immitis RS
Lineage: Eukaryota; Fungi; Ascomycota; Eurotiomycetes; Onygenales; Onygenaceae
Product: OPT family small oligopeptide transporter
Exons: 21
Coding region: 1-2427 (808 amino acids)
Biological process (GO): transmembrane transport
Molecular function (GO): oligopeptide transmembrane transporter activity
Source: RefSeq, a predicted model, not a curated record
AUGACGUGGAAAUCAAGGCUCUUUUCCCGGUCAGCAGCCAGUGGCCAUGGUGAUGGAGAGGUCAUCACGACGCACUCCGAUGAGGUGAAGGGAGAGGGGAAGCCUGAGUCUCAGGAGCGCGAGAUCGCGGCGAAGGACCUGGAGAAGGUCGCAAAGUCUCAUCAAUGGGACCCGAACCUCCCCAGUGAGCAGAUUGACGCUAUAGAGGAAGCAAGGCGGACUGGGGACGUUGAGAUUGUCACUCAAGUUGACAAGGCCUUUCUCGAGGACUCGCCAUACCCGGAAGUUCGCGCCGCCGUAAGAAACACAGAUGAAGGAGAGGUGGCCAACACCGUUCGCGCAUGGAUUUUGGGAUUGGUUUUUGUCACGGUGGGAAGCGGGCUGAACAUGUUCUUGAGCAUGCGGAGCCCAGCAAUUACUUUUCCUUCAAUUGUCGUCCAAUUACUGGUCUACCCCGUUGGAUGUCUCUGGGCGAAGGUUGUUCCACGAAGGGUUUUCAAUGUCUUCGGGCUUCGUUGGACAUUUAACACUGGUCCAUUUACAAUCAAGGAGCAUGCGGUGAUAACCAUCAUGUCAAACGUCGCUAUCGAUUAUGCAUAUAGCACCGAUGCCCUUCUCGCUCUUCAAGGAAAACCAUUCUUUAAUAUCAACCUGGGAUGGGGAUUUGCCUUGCUUUUCACCUUGAGUAGCCAGAUGAUAGGGAUGGCUCUCUCCGGGAUCUUCCGUCGUUUCCUUAUCUGGCCAGCAGCAAUGAUCUGGCCUGCUGUGUUUUCAAACACAUCCUUGUUCUACGCCCUUCACGAUAAAACUCGCUCGGAUCCAUCUAUGACCAAUGGCUGGCGAAUCUCACGGUAUCGCUGGUUCUUGUACCUUAUGAUGGCCGCAUUCGCAUAUUAUUGGCUUCCCGGAGUUCUAUGGCAAGGGCUUUCGGUAUUUUGUUUUGUAACAUGGAUCCGACCCAAGAGCCCCGUUAUCAACCAACUGUUCGGUGGAUUUACGGGAUUAUCAUUGAUCCCGCUGACAUUUGACUGGACAUACAUAUCGAGUUAUUUACAGAAUCCACUUUUGUCGCCUACGCACUCGCACCUUAACACUCUGAUAGGGCUUGGGCUCUUUGUCAUCAUAACCACUGUUGGAAUCUCUUAUUCUGGGGCUAUGUACUCGGAUUAUCUUCCAAUCAACACCUCUUCCACGUUCGACAAUACCCAGAAUUUCUAUAAUGUUUCAAGAAUUCUUGGACCAAACUUUUCAUUCGACAUUGAGAAGUACAAAUCGUACUCUCCGUUGUUUCUGGCGCCAACGUUUGCCCUAAAUUACGGGUUAUCAUUCGCUGCCCUCACCGCCGUUCUUGUCCAUAUCGCACUCUACCAUGGCAAGGAAAUUAUUUACCGUGCCAAAGCUGCAAGAAAUCAAGAGCCCGAUAUCCAUAUGAAAUUGAUGUCGAAAUACGAGGAAUGCCCCGAAUGGUGGUAUGCAGUCCUGUUAGCAGUUUCCGUCGCCUUGGGUUUGGCUACUUCCGAGGCGUAUUCUUCUCAGCUCCCGUGGUGGGCAUUUUUUGUUGCUACAAUCAUGGGGCUCGUCUUUGUUGUCCCUACAUGCAUGCUUUUGGCCAUUGCAAAUAUACCGCUUGCACUAAAUGUCCUCUCUCCUUUCAUCGGUGGGUUCAUGUUACCAGGAAAAGCUAUCGGCGUCAUGGUGUUCAAGGUCUAUGCCACUAACACACUUGGACGAGCGCAAACAUAUAGCCGAGAUUUGAAGCUGGGUCAUUAUAUGAAAGUCCCACCGAAGACAACAUUUACGUGCCAGGUCGGAGCCACUAUAUGGGCUGUCUUUGUCCAGAUAGCAGUUAUGAACUGGACUCUUGGUAACAUCGAGAAUGUUUGCACGCCCGACCAACCAGCUCAUUUUACCUGUCCCAACGGUAAAACAUUUUUCUCAUCGAGUAUAGUAUGGGGUGUUAUCGGACCACAGCGGAUGUUCGGCCCAGGUUCCAUAUACUCUUCCAUUCAAUGGUACUGGCUGAUUGGAGCGGCCCUCCCUGUUGUAUUUUAUGUUCUCAUUAGGCUCUUCCCUCGAUCCCCAGCAAGAUUCCUCAAUGCUCCAGUGAUGCUCGGCGCUAUGAACUGGCUGCCACCUGCUACUCCCCUGAGCUUCUCGUCUUGGGCUAUUGUUGGCUUGAUUUUCAACUACUGGAUUCGCCGCAAGUGGUCCGGUUGGUGGCAUCAGUACAAUUAUGUCACCGCCGCAGCACUCGACUCUGGCCUUGUGAUUGCCACGAUCGUAAUAUUUUUCGCAAUUACAUUCCCAGGAGUUAGCCUCCCGAACUGGUGGGGGAAUAAUAUCCCGUAUGAAACGAUUGAUUACACCUACGAAGCGGUGCGUAGGACAGUUUCGCCAGGUGAGACGUUCGGGCCAAGAGAGUGGUAAAGUGGUUCAUUGGUGCUUCUUUCCCCCCUGCUCAGAUGGCCAGCUAUGCCUUUUUCUUUUAACGCGGAUUUGCCUGUUUUGCGAACUUUUGAUGGCACUAUCUGCUUCUUAUCCUCUUGAUAUAAGAAUUAGCGAAUGAUGGAACCUCUAUACUCGUAUUAAAUCACAUUGCCAUCUCGAUGGCUAUCCACACGAUCAGG